Lachancea thermotolerans CBS 6340 is the source of this 1071-nucleotide messenger RNA. RefSeq names its product KLTH0G17204p. The transcript has a single exon. Gene Ontology annotation, cellular component: cell surface; extracellular region; fungal-type cell wall. Bases 1 to 1071 code for a protein of 356 amino acids. NCBI's taxonomy places the organism in Eukaryota, Fungi, Ascomycota, Saccharomycetes, Saccharomycetales, Saccharomycetaceae. Gene Ontology annotation, molecular function: glucan endo-1,3-beta-D-glucosidase activity; 1,3-beta-glucanosyltransferase activity. Gene Ontology annotation, biological process: carbohydrate metabolic process; cell wall organization. The record is from RefSeq and is a predicted model, not a curated record.
AUGUUCCUGCUUUCGAAGGUCUUAUUGACAUGUCUCUUGAGCGGCUCUCGGGCCCUACAUUUACCGCUUAGAAAGGACGUUGAGCUCGCGUUGGCUCCAAUAGUGGUUAGUGGGCUUUUACAAGAAGCAACCUCAACAGUGCAUGUGACACAGGCCGUGGCAUCGGCUGAAGUGGUUAGCGGGCUUCUACAAGAAGCAACCUCUACAGUGCAUGUGACACAGACCGUAGCGUCGGCUGAAGUGGUUUCCUCGGCGGCUGCCAGCUCUGUCGCCUCGGCUUCAGCAACCGCCUUGCCCUACACUGGCUCGGCAGGCAUUACCUACUCGCCCUACCAAAAGAACGGUCAAUGUAAGACUGAGUCCAUGGUACAGUCUGAUUUGGCUCAACUCCACAGCUUUGGGAUCAUCCGUAUCUACGAUACAGACUGUGAAGUGUUAGGAAAUGUUGUGUCGGCACUUACUGGUUCCCAGAAAAUUAUGAUAGGGAUCUGGAAUAUACAAAAGAUUCAAGAUAGCGUCGAUGCGAUUUCUGCUGCUUUCAGCUCAGACUUCUCCAAAAUUUAUGCCGUUUCUAUAGGGAAUGAGUUAGUAAACUCAGGCCAAGCCAGUGUCAGCGAGAUCCAGAGCGCAGUAUCAACGGCACGUGACCUAUUGGGCGGAAUCGGAUUCACUGGCCAAAUUGUAACUGUGGACACUUUGGUAGCUGUUUCAGCUAAUCCGGCUCUCUGUGAGUGCUCGGAUUUCAUCGCUGUCAACUGCCAUCCCUACUGGGAUGGAAACGUCGAACCAUCUGACUGUGGAACCUGGCUCCAGCAGCAAAUCGCUAGUCUCCAAACGAAAUGUGGAACGGCCAAGCAAGUCCUCAUUACUGAGACUGGAUGGCCAAAUUUUGGAUCGCCUAAUGGCAAGUGUAACCCCUCGGCCUCCAACAUGCAAACAUGCAUUAAUGCCAUUUCUUCUUCUGUGGGAUCUCAAGCUAUAUUAUUUUCUACAUACAACGAUUACUGGAAGCCCCCUGGUCCUUACAAUGUAGAGCAACGUUGGGGUAUCUUCGGCGAUCCAGCCUUCUAG